AUGGUGAUGAAGUGUAAUUUCUUAUCAAGCCUAUGGGGGGAAUGUUCAAAGAAGUCUUCUCUACACAGUGGUGUCAAAAAUGAGCGAAACCACGUACCUUCACGAAGACGACGGAGGCUCCGUUCAAAGCUUCUUCAGAGUAGAGGGUUGGGUGGUUCGAAAGUUGCAGAGUUAGGUUCUAUUGCAAGGUCACGAUUUGUGAGGGUGAAGGUAACAAUGGUUAGGCUAGUGUUGAUAUGUUGCAGAUUUAAGGGAAGGAAAGCAAAUAUGGUUUUACAUGUUUUUGGACUUAUAUGUAUAGGUUAUGCGGGGCUGAAUUUGGAUUGUUGUAGGCAGCAUAGGACUGCUUUGAAUGCAGGGCAUUUGGACAGGUUUUGGACAGUAUUGCAAGUUGUUUUCGCAGGGCUAUUUUUGUCUGGUUUUGACUGUUUUAAUAGCAAGUUUUAUGGAAGGCUCGACAAAGGGUGUAACAGGUUUUGA
Messenger RNA from Vicia faba (fava bean), 480 nucleotides. NCBI's taxonomy places the organism in Eukaryota, Viridiplantae, Streptophyta, Magnoliopsida, Fabales, Fabaceae. The record is from the annotation of a GenBank genome assembly.